This is a messenger RNA of Talaromyces atroroseus, 789 nucleotides long. RefSeq lists its product as hypothetical. The record is from RefSeq and is a predicted model, not a curated record. Bases 1 to 789 code for a protein of 262 amino acids. The transcript has 2 exons. Lineage: Eukaryota; Fungi; Ascomycota; Eurotiomycetes; Eurotiales; Trichocomaceae.
AUGACCGACUAUAGAGCUGAAGAUAGGGAUGGCCUUCCCCCUAUUGGCUUUAUAGCUGUUGAUUGCCAUUUCUUUAGACCGGCCGGAGACUGUUUCUCAGAGCUUACAUGGAACUUCCCCAUCAUCCGAGAGCUCGCCGAGGGCUCCAAGGAAGGUGUGCUUGUGUCCAAAGACGAGUAUGACGAGGAAUUUAUCGAAUCAUUCGUUCGUGCGGGAAUGAGACUUGCUGAGAGAGGAGCGUGUGGUAUCAUCACUAGCUGUGGCUUUCUCGCCAUGGUCCAACCUUUGCUUGCCGCAAGACUCCCUAUCCCAGUUGCAACCUCCUCACUCCUUCAGAUCCCUUCCAUCCUCGCCUGGCUGGCGCCGGAUCAGAAAAUUGGUAUCAUCACCUAUAACGCCGAACAACUCGGACCGCUCCACUUUGAGCGUCUCGGAAUCCCUGAGCAGAAUGUUGCUCGGUGUUAUAUUCGCGGUGCACCUGCCGGAGGCCAUCUGCAGCGCCUUGUACGCAUGCAAAGCCCGUACAGCUUCGAUGCUAUCGAGACUGAAAUGGUCGACGCUGCCAAGAGCCUGGUUGCUGACCAUCCCGAUAUCGGAGCCAUUGUGCUUGAGUGCACGCAAAUGCCCCCAUUUGGUCAGUCGGUACAGCAGGCUGUUAAUCUGCCUGUAUAUGACGUUUUUACCAUGGGGAGUUGGUUCUACUCUGGUGUGGUCAGGAGACGUCCGGCCCACUGGAAAGAUUUGGACAGUCAGCGAACAGGUCCUAUGCUUGAGAGGAAUACAAUGUAG